AUGGAGAAAGGCCUCACGCUUAGUCGAAGUGGACCAGAUGCAAGCCAACCAUAUCGUGAGCUACUGGGAUCACUGAUGUACAUAAUGCUAAGUGUGCGACCUGAAAUUUGUUACCCUGUCGGAUAUUUGGGGCAUUUCCAGCAACAACCGACCACUGAACAUUGGCAAGCCCUGAAACGAGCUGUUCGAUACUUGCAAGGUACGAUAAAAACGAAGCUGAAUUUCAAGCGAGACCCAACAAGCAAACCUUUGGUUGGAUACGUUGAGGCCGAUUGGGCGUCCGACACAGAAGAUCGGAAAUCAGUGAGUGGCUAUCUGUUUAAAGUAUUUGGAUCCUCGGUAAUCUGGUGCAGCAAGAAGCAGACCACUGUUACAACUUCGUCCAGUGAAGCGGAGUUCAUCGCGCUCAGUGCAGCAGUUCCCGAAUCUCUCUGGCUGAAAGAAAUAAUUGAAGAUCUACAAGAUACGAACAUACACAUCACUACGUAUGAGGACAACCGAAGUUGUAUUUGUAUGGCAUAG
Armigeres subalbatus is the source of this 522-nucleotide messenger RNA. RefSeq lists its product as uncharacterized. NCBI's taxonomy places the organism in Eukaryota, Metazoa, Arthropoda, Insecta, Diptera, Culicidae. The transcript has a single exon. The record is from RefSeq and is a predicted model, not a curated record. Bases 1 to 522 code for a protein of 173 amino acids.